GUCCUGACUGAGUGAAUGUGUGUGUGUGUGUGCUACAGCUAUUGAGCAGUUUACAAAAGCAGAGUCUCGCGGACACACCUCAAGCCUUAAGAAGUGAUCCGGAGACGCACUGAUGUGGCCUGAACCACUUUAACAUUUUUUUUAUAUUUAACAACUCCAGUUGAAGAAGUCGUGUCGGGGUCGACUUUGAGGUAGAUCCGUGUGACCCUGGUCUAUCGCUGUCACCGGGGAGGAGUGUCAUGGCGGAGCCCGACUACCUGGAGGGAGACUGUGAUGAGCUCAUCAAACCCAAGAAGCUGAUCAACCCGGUCAAGAACUCCCGUAACCACCAGGACCUGCACCGAGAGCUGCUCAUGAACCAGAAGAGGGGUCUGGCUCCUCAAAACAAACCUGAGCUCCAGAAGGUUUUGGAGAAGAGAAAGAGGGAACAAGUUCUGAAGGCUCAGAAGGAGGAGCAGGAGGCUCACAAGAAGAGGAGCGACUUGGAGAUAGAGCUCAUGAAAAGACAACAGAAACUCGAGCAGCUGGAGCUGGAGCAACAGAAAAAUGAGGAUGAACAGGAGAACACCCCUGAGUUUGUGAAGAUGAAGAGCAACCUGCGCAGGACCAAGCAGGAGACCGAUGGGGAGGAACGGACCACCUAAAAACCAGCAGGGGUGACUGAGUCUGGCUGAUUGUGCGCGUGUUUGUGGGCACUGGAGACGUCAGGAGAGUGUCUGUACAAAAGAGAGAGUGUGUUGUCUGUGAUGCACGGUGGUGACCUGGCCGUGGUCCGAGAUGAACUUCCUGGCUUUCCCAACCUAGCUGUUCCUUCCCGCAGUGAGGAGAGAGACUUUACAGACUAAAGACCCCCCUCUAUCUGCCUGCCAAGGACCGCCAGUACUCACCUCUGCUCCUCGCACCCAUCCAGCAACACACAGCACCCCCUGCAGGAGGGACCUAACACAGACAUGUUACAUGUUAAACGCCUUCCAACGAGGGCGAGCAAGCUUCCAAUGAGCUCUGAUGGAGAAAACAACCAUACAAACACACACACACACACACACACACACUCACACACACAGGAGUUUUCAUCCCCUCUGUUUUCACUCCUCUCUCCACAGCAAGCUGCCGUUUCUCUUUACUGUUAUCAAUGUUGUUGUCGUUGUUGUUGUUUUUGUUCUCACCUUCAGAAUCAAAUAAGGAAAAGUGGACACUGGAUGGACUCUUGAAGCUGUGUAAUGUAAAAGCCAAACAAAUGUGCUUUUCUUAUUUAUGUUUUGUAGCUUUUAGCCCAGGUAUAGGGGAGAACACUUUUAGUGUAUUUUAGUUUGUUUUACAGCAUAGUUUAUGAAGCCAGAACAGGACAAAGGGAGUGUACGGUUGUGUGAAACACUCAUCAUGUUUGCUUUAUUUUUUUUAAAUUCCAAACAUGCCAUUUCCUCAGCUAAUGCAAUUUUGAGCAAUAGUAGAACUCCCAGGCAUGAGAGUGACCUUUUCUUUAUAUAUUCUGUUGUUUUGUAUGAAUAAAAGUGUUACUUAAUAAAUAAUUUAAGUUUAGGGUGGUCAAUGAGACUUGUCCUGUCUGAUCAGUCUUUGUGGGUUUUUAUGAACAAAUGUAGACCACCUGUCACAAAAUAUAUAUAAUUGAUUUAGUAGGAUAUCUGCGUGUCUCCUGAAACAACGCUGAUAAGUGUCCUGGAACUUUAUCACUGCAGUAUUUUGCCUAUUACAAUAGAGCCAUAAAUGUAGAGACCAAUAAUUUAAAUCAGUGAAUCUGAAUUUAAGUGGCUGAAAAACAAUGUUAGUUAGCGCCAUUACCAUACAUAACUUCCAAAAUGGUUACACAACAUGAGAAACUGUGAUAGCUUUUGAUGUUAAAGUGCAUAUGUAGUGGUUAUUUAAAUAUUGCACACAAUAUUAUGGGUCUAAACUUCUGGUGCGUGGGUCUCCAAGAGAUGAUAGCUAUUAUUCUAAUGCGAAGAAUCCGAUUCAUAACAACAUAACCCUGUGUUCUCCAGAAUCUUUGUUUAAAUAAACAUCAUUUUAACACGUUC
Molecule: messenger RNA, 2036 nt
Organism: Cottoperca gobio
Lineage: Eukaryota; Metazoa; Chordata; Actinopteri; Perciformes; Bovichtidae
Gene: fam107b
Product: family with sequence similarity 107 member B
Exons: 4
Coding region: 240-644 (134 amino acids)
Source: RefSeq, a predicted model, not a curated record